Molecule: messenger RNA, 1050 nt
Organism: Yamadazyma jaroonii
Lineage: Eukaryota; Fungi; Ascomycota; Pichiomycetes; Serinales; Debaryomycetaceae
Source: the annotation of a GenBank genome assembly
AUGCUUGAGCACUUGGACCAUGGAUCAAAUACUUUCGCAUCGCAUCCUAUUAUGAAACUGUGUGAGAGAUUACUGGUAUUUAAGACGAUAUUACCACCAUGUUGUGUGAAGUAUUACCCACAAGACCCUACGAUUCUUUUUAUAUCAACAUACAAACUUGAAGAAGGUAAGAAGUUUGGAACCAUAGAUAUCUACAAGCACAAGGAUGAACCCCAGUUAGUUAAAAGUAUUGAUACAUCAGCUAUCUUGGAUUUGAAAAUCCAAGGAGACAGAGUUGCCACAGCUCAUUCGGAUGGAAAAGUUGUACUUUGGAAGUUUGAAGUUGAAGACUUGGAGCUCACACAGAUCAAUGACUUUCAUAUGUUCGAAGAUACUGUCACCUCAGUGAAUUUUAGAGAUGAUAAGGUGGUUGCAACAUGUACUGAUGGAUCGAUAUCGAUAUUGGACUUGAAUGAUGGAACUUUUGGAGAACUACCAACCCGCCAUGACUUGGAAUGCUGGAUCAGUGAGUUUGGUGAAUUGGGUGAAAUGUCUAAUGUGGUUUUCACUGGUGGUGAUGAUUCUAAAAUGAUAGCUCAUGAUUUAAGAACCCAAGAAAUGAUUUGGCAAACCGGACCUAGAUUUCACGAUGCAGGGGUGGUUUCCAUACUUUCUGCCAAACCAACUUGGAAUAGUAACAAUCCAAAUCAAUUGUGGACGGGGUCUUAUGAUGAUAACUUGAGAAUUAUGGAUUUAAGACUUAUGGAUCCUCAAAACCCUAGCUUAAUGACAGGGUGGUUGCCUAAGACUCUUCAACAGGAAAACUUGGGGGGUGGAGUUUGGAGACUUAUACCUUCAAACACUGACAAUAGAGUAUUGGCUUGUUGUAUGUACGAUGGAGCUAGAAUUGUAGAUAUCAAGGACGAUAAAUUCGAAGUGACUAGAUAUUUCAAAAGAGAUCAUGAAAGUAUGUGUUAUGGUGGGGAUUGGAAAGAUAACAUUGUCACUACUUGUUCUUUCUACGAUAAUGUAGUACAGGUUUGGGAUCCUGAGAGUUCAAUAGAUAUGUAA